AGACUGCAUAUAGUUUUAGAAUGUGAUUUUUUUAUAAAAGAAGGUGGAGAUCCCAACUUCCUUUGUCUUGUCUAUAUAUAUGUCUGAGUGUGUGUUUUGGUGUUUCCUGGCAAGUGACUUGACAGAGAAACUAAACUGAACAAAGCAGCCUUAAUUUGAGAUGCUAACUGGCACCAUGAAAAUAUCAGGUGUAUUUCUGCUCCUCUCUCUGGCUCUUUUCUGCUUUUUCUCAGGUGUCUUCACUCAGGGCAGACAGGAAAAAAGAGGCUGGCUCAUGAGAUCAAAGGGCCAAUGGCCAGGGAAAGAUGCCUUAAGAAGUCAUCUCUUUCAAGUUGACUGCGGUGAGUUCCCUGACCCCAAGGUCUUCUGCACUCGGGAAUCGGACCCCCACUGUGGCUCUGAUGGACAGACAUAUGGCAAUAAAUGUGCCUUCUGUAAGGCAGUGGCGAAAAGUGAUGGGAAGAUCAGACUAAAGCAUCACGGAAAAUGCUGAAUCAAAAAAGCCAGCGUGUCCUGCUGGUUGGGCAGCUCUCAUCCUUUCCUAACUUCUGCUUUACUUUUCUCUGGUGAAUCACUUGAGUUUAUAAAGAAACACCUUUUACUCUGUCCAAGUCCUAGGGAGUUCACUGUAUGUCUAUCUCCCCU
This is a messenger RNA of Heterocephalus glaber (naked mole-rat), 645 nucleotides long. Its product is annotated as serine peptidase inhibitor Kazal type 6. Lineage: Eukaryota; Metazoa; Chordata; Mammalia; Rodentia; Bathyergidae. Gene Ontology annotation, molecular function: protein binding. The record is from RefSeq and is a predicted model, not a curated record.